UUUACAGGCUCCUGAUACACUGUUUGCAGUAUUUACAGUUCUAAUAUUUCAGAUUACGUACGCGAUACAGGUGUAGCAGUUUCAAAUAUUAAUUACUAUUUUCUUUAUUACAGGUUACCAGUAAUCACCAGAAUUUAGACCAAAACUUACUUUUGUAUUUAGUUUGUAUUGAAUUGUUUUAGGAGUUUAAUUUAUUUUAAUUAGUUUCGAUAUUUAAUGAGUAAUAGUAAAUUACAGAAAUAUUUAGAUAAACCAGUAGAUCAGAAGAAAUUAGUUAGUCAACCAGUAUUGAUUAGUACAAGUUUAGGUAACUACCUGAAAAAACAUUUAGAUCUAUUGAAAGAAUAUCAUUUAUACUUGCAUUUUGAAUGUAGACCUGGUGCUCGAUUUACAGAUUUUUACCGCUGGUUAAAUUACAAUUUACGUGCUCUUUUGGAACAGUACGGCCAUUUGACGUUGUAUAUUUGGCUGGGUACAUGUGACAUCACAAGGAAAUUUGGUAAGUUUAUUUCUUUAGUUUCUGAUGAUUCUCAGUCUAUUGUAGAGAAUGUUGUUCACCAUAUAGAUAGUUUUCAUUCAAUUGUCAAAGAAUUUAAGGGAGUUAAACUCAUAUUUUUGGAAAUUCCCCCUUAUUCUAUCGCAGAAUGGAAUAAAAGCAGAGGACAUUGUGAUCCUGAUAGUUUUCUUGUUCAGGACAAAGUUUUGAUCGAAAUUAUCAAUUCCAUUAAUUUUCAUUUAAGGGAAGUCAAUGACAAAUUAUCUGUUUAUAGUCCCAGGUAUAAGCUAGAUGUUUUGAAGUAUAGAAAAGAGAAAGACAAAUCUCAAAGAGUUUCAUUGAAUUUUCAAUUGUAUUUGGAUGGAGUACAUCCUGAACCAAUGUUAGCCAGAGUGUGGUUAAAAAGACUUAUUGAGAACAUUUUUGUACAUUGUUCCUAGAUGUCUUAAUAUAUACAGUGUUAUUGAUACAUUACUGUUACACUUGGAGCAGGUAUCUGUUGGCAGGGACUGACCCAAUCACAGAAUUCUUACCUGUUAUCCAAUACACUGUAUCAUAGAUUUGUUCAUGUAUGUAGUAUUACACUGUUGGGUUUGUGUUGGUAGGGAUUGACCCAAUCAUACUUUUAUACCUUAUCAGUUGUUUUACUAUUGCAUGUUAUAUUUCUGUCAUUUAUUUACAUAAUGGCAGACUCGGGUAAGGUGGCAGACUCAGGUAAGGAAGAAUCAGGUAAGAAAAAGUCAGAUAAGAAAGACUCAGGUAAGGAAGAAACAGGUAAAGAAACGACAAAGAUGCCAUCAGCUAAGGUAGAAACAAAGGAGGAUACAGGUGCAAGUUCUUUACAGCAUCACAUAUCUGAGGUACAAAAAGAUCCAAACUACAGAGUCUUAACUAAGGAGGAGUAUGAUCUCUUAGUAAAUGCUAGUUUAAAGCAAGGUAAAACUAGUACCCCUUUAGUUAAAACAAAGAUCUCAACAAUGGAAAAAGUCUUACAUAGUGCAGGUAAACCAGUGCAUUUUGAUUUUCCAAAGACACCAGAUGUCCCUCCUACCCCUACAUGUACAAUUAGCACCCAAUACAACUUUCCAAAGUUACCAACAUUUAGUGGUGCUGAUGAUUCCAAGCAAGGUGAGGUGAAAUAUGAAGUGUGGAACUUUGAGGUCAAAUGUCUUCAAAAUUCAGGUCAGUACCCGGAGCACAUUUUAUUACAGUCGGUAAGAAAUUCACUGAAAGGGCUUGCCCGAUCAAUGUUAGUGUCUAUUGGAGAAAAUGCUUCUCUGAAAGAUAUUCUAACCAAACUUGAUGGAUUUUUUGGAAAUGUUGCUUCAGGGGAAACUCUUAUGCAAUCUUUUUAUAAUGAUAUGCAAAAAGAGGGAGAAUCACUUGUAGUGUAUGCAUCUAGAUUAGAGGAUACAUUAUCCAAAGCUAUAAAAUAUGGCCAUAUAGAUGCCGUUGCAAAAGACGGUAUGCUUAGAAGCAAAUUUUGGACUGGUUUGUACAAUGUACAGUUAAAACAAAGUACAAGACAUUUAUUUGACUCAAUUAAGAACUUUGAAUAUCUUCUUAGGGAAAUUAGAAAAGUACAACAAGAAGAAUUGUCAACACCAGUGAGAAAGACACAGAGAGCAUUCCAACAGGCAGAGAGAGCAGAAACAACAGAUUUACAAAAGGAACUGCAGAAACUGACAUCAACGAUGCAAAGGUUAGAGAGCAAAAUUGACAGUAACUCUCAAAGUUUUCAACAAUUAAGCAGUAAAGUAAAUCAGUUAGAAAAAAUGUCAAACCAACAAAGUCCAAAUUUUAGUGGGUCAAGUAGAGGUAGAGCAAGAGGAUUUGGUUUUCGUGGAAACUCUGGUCGAGGCUAUGUCCGCGGACGAGGUCAAUUUCGGGGUCAAGGUCAUUUCAGUGUAAAUGAAAAUCAAACUCAAUCAAAUAAUCAAGUGCCUCAAAAGAGUAACAAUUCAACAAACUAGUUACCUCUUCUAUUAAACGGCAGAUGGGGGAGGAAUCUGUAAAUAAAAGCCCUAAAAAGAAUUUGUUGUCAAGAAUGGUGGGUCAAUCAAAUGAAAGUAAGAUCAUUUAUUAAUGGUGUUGAGACAAAUGCUUUGAUAGAUACAGGUUCUAUGGUUACAUGCAUGUCAGAAGCGUUUUACAACUCAUUAAGUCAUAAACCUGAACUUCAUAGUAUUGAAGAUUUUGAGUUGAAAGUAUUUAGUGCAGAGGGUAGUACUUUGCCAUAUU
Saccostrea cuccullata (small rock oyster) is the source of this 2737-nucleotide messenger RNA. RefSeq lists its product as uncharacterized. The record is from RefSeq and is a predicted model, not a curated record. The coding region runs from base 1180 to 2469 and encodes 429 amino acids. Lineage: Eukaryota; Metazoa; Mollusca; Bivalvia; Ostreida; Ostreidae. The transcript is spliced from 2 exons.